Molecule: messenger RNA, 2868 nt
Organism: Sinocyclocheilus anshuiensis
Lineage: Eukaryota; Metazoa; Chordata; Actinopteri; Cypriniformes; Cyprinidae
Product: eukaryotic translation initiation factor 3 subunit L
Exons: 15
Coding region: 135-1883 (582 amino acids)
Biological process (GO): translational initiation
Cellular component (GO): cytoplasm; eukaryotic translation initiation factor 3 complex
Molecular function (GO): translation initiation factor activity; protein binding
Source: RefSeq, a predicted model, not a curated record
UCGACCGCGUCACCGGAAAUAUGUGCAGUGGACUUCCUCUCUCUCCUCCGGUCGUGCUCUGCGGCAGCCGUGGGGUUUAUUAGAGGUUUAAAAGCCAAUUAGAGGAAUAAACAUUCCUCAUCUCUAGUUACCCGAUGGACGAUGAAGAGGCGAGUGCUCGUGACUGUAGAGACACGAGAGCAUGUUAUGACCCUUAUAACUGCCCCGGUGAUUAUGACUAUCACACCGGCGACCCUAAAGCUGAUCUGGCGUAUGAACGUCAGUAUGAGCAUCAGCAGACGUAUCAUGUGAUCCCUGAGGUCAUCAAGAACUUCCUGCAGUAUUUUCAUAAAACCAUCUCAGACCUGAUCGAUCAGAAGGUUUACGAGCUGCAGGCCAACCGCGUGUCCAGCGAGAGCAUUGAGCAGAAGAUCUACGAGAUCCAGGAUGUGUACGAGAACAGCUGGAACAAGCUGACCGAACGCUUCUUUAAGACUUCUCCAUGGCCGGAGGCAGAAGCCAUCGCUUCCCUGGUUGGCAACGAUGCGGUUUUCUUGAUCCUCUACAAGGAGCUGUAUUACAGGCACAUCUACGCCAAAGUCAGCGGAGGUCCAACUCUUGACCAGAGGUUUGAGUCCUACUACAAUUACUGCAACCUCUUCAACUACAUUCUCAAUGCUGAUGGACCAGCACCUCUGGAGCUUCCUAACCAGUGGUUAUGGGACAUAAUUGAUGAGUUCAUUUACCAGUUCCAGUCGUUCAGUCAGUAUCGCUGUAAGACGGCCAAGAAGUCAGAGGAGGAGAUCGAGUUCCUGAGGAACAAUCCCAAGAUCUGGAACGUUCACAGCGUGCUGAAUGUCCUUCACUCUCUGGUGGACAAGAGCAACAUCAACGGUCAGCUGGAGGUGUACACUAGCGGAGGUGACCCAGAGUCAGUGGCUGGAGAAUACGGCCGUCACUCUCUCUAUAAGAUGUUGGGUUAUUUCAGUCUGGUGGGAUUGCUGAGGCUUCACUCUCUGCUGGGCGAUUACUAUCAGGCCAUCAAAGUCCUGGAGAACAUCGAGCUCAACAAGAAGAGCAUGUAUUCACGUGUGCCCGAGUGUCAGAUCACCACCUAUUAUUAUGUGGGUUUCGCGUAUCUGAUGAUGAGACGCUAUCAGGAUGCUAUUCGUGUCUUCGCCAACAUCCUGCUGUACAUCCAGAGGACCAGAAACAUGUUCCAGAGAACCACUUACAAGUAUGAGAUGAUUAAUAAACAGAAUGAGCAGAUGCACGGGCUGCUGGCCAUCGCUCUCACUAUGUACCCCAUGCGCAUCGACGAGAGCAUUCACACACAGCUGCGCGAGAAAUACGGAGACAAGAUGCUCCGCAUGCAGAAAGGAGAUCUUCAGGUGUUUGAGGAGUUGUUCAGCUUUGCCUGCCCCAAGUUUCUGUCACCCGUAGUUCCAAACUAUGAUAAUGUUCAUCCAAAUUAUCACAAAGAACCAUUCCAGCAGCAGCUCAAGGUGUUUGCAGAGGAGGUGCAGCAGCAGGCGCAGCUCUCCACCAUCCGCAGUUUCCUGAAGCUCUACACCACCAUGCCUGUGGCCAAACUGGCUGGAUUCCUGGACAUGUCCGAGCAGGAGUUUCGCAUCCAGCUGCUGGUCUUCAAACACAAGAUGAAGAACCUGGUGUGGACCAGUGGCAUCUCUGCUCUGGAUGGAGAAUUUCAGUCUGCCUCUGAGGUCGACUUCUACAUUGACAAGGAUAUGAUCCAUAUUGCAGACACCAAGGUUGCCCGUCGCUAUGGAGAUUUCUUUAUCCGACAGAUCCACAAGUUUGAGGAGCUUAACCGAACACUGAAGAAAAUGCCUCUAACUGGUGCCUCCUCUGGUUUGAGCAACUCCACAUCACGUGCCACAUAAUGCAGAUCCAACCAGAAGAACUAAUCAAACCCUAAUUUGAUCUGACUGUGAUAUCCACCAAUCACAGGCUAACCCAGACUUCUCAACCAAUCAGGAACCACCUCUGAUACUCUUUUACCAAUCGGAGGCCAUUUCUGAACUAUAAUGUAAGCCCUUUCAGUUAAUUUCACUGACUUGUUCUGGACACAAGUGAAUCUGAUGGAAGUCUUGUUUUCUAAAUCAAUACAUUUUGAUGUGGCUGAACUGUAGUUUAGCGUCGUCUUUGAGUUUACAUCUUAAAUGUAUUGGGUCUGAAACAAAAUUCUUUAAUUAUUCAUAAACUGUUCUUGUGUAAAUUACCACAUUAAAUUCAGUGACAAUUUACAUAAUGUUCAUGUAUCAUAAAUGAGGCUCUAAGUAUCUGUUUACACUUACAUUUUACAAACAUGAAGGCCUGCUAUUCUAGUAUAAAUGCCCCUAGGUGGCAGAAGAAUCUUUGUAUUCACUUGCAUAAUCUAGCAAGAUGAUUAAAAACAAUACAAAACUACAUUUUUCUUUCCAUUUAUUUUGGACAACUUUGGGUUCACAACAUAUUCCAACAAAAAAUACCUUCCACUUUGAUGGCAGCAUUUAUAUGGGUGUCAUGAUUGUGUAAUCGUUUAACUUUUCCAGUUUGAUUUUAAUACACUAUUCAAUAAGUAACAGGACUUUUGAGAUAUUCUAGUUUCUGUCAGUGCAGUGUGUACGUGUAUCAUGGGCCACGUUACUGUCUUUAAUAUCCUGCUGCUAGGCUUCAAUACAUAGAGGAAUGCCAUCCUCAUGAUGACUGCUGCUUUGGUCAAUAUUUUAUCAUCUUCAGGACCUUAAGGCAAAACCGUUGCAUAUUUUCUUUAUUCAAACAGGAUCCACAAAGAUUUUCCAUCUACAGCCUCAUCGCUGGUGACUAGACAAUAAUGAGAGGGAAAAAAACUUACAAAAAAGGGGAUAUAAAAAAUUAUAAUGCCUU